AAUCAAUUGGUCACACUAGUUCAUUCUCAACUGAAAACAUUCUUGAGUUUAUUUGUUUUGCACCUUGUUGAUCAGCGAUGGAGAAACUUGUUUCAAACUGGUACAAUGUGCGGCCUGUGCCUGAGGAUUACAUAUAUCCUCCAGAAAAAAGACCAGGGAACAUCCAUGUUCCUAAAGGUGAAGGCAUCCCGGUGAUUGAUCUCACUGAAGCAGAGAAAGGUGAUCCAGCACUUGUAAUUCAGAAAAUUCUCAAGGCUGCUCAAGAGUUUGGAUUCUUCCAGGUGGUAAAUCAUGGGGUUUCAGAGAAUCUAAUGGAUGAAACAUUAAGUGUGGUGAGGGAGUUCUUCCAGAUGCCAGAUGAGGCCAAGCAACACUUGUAUACUGAAGAUUUUAGCAACAAGUGUAUUUAUUUCACGAGCUGUGAGAAUUAUGCUAAUGAGAAGGUCCAUAUGUGGCGAGACUUCUUGCAGCACCAGUGUCAUCCCCUAGACAAGUGGCAGCAAUUUUGGCCAGUAAGCCCAGCCAGAUACCAAGAGAUUGUCGGGGCAUGUUCAGUAGGAAUUAAGAAAUUGGCUUCAAGGAUUCUGGGAUUGAUCAGUGAAGGACUUGGCCUGGAACGUGGGCAUUUUGAGAAUGAACUAAGCGGAUGUAUGGUGCUGACAGCUCUUCAGUAUCCACCAUGCCCUGAACCAAGCUUGACUCUGGGAACUUGCCAGCAUGAUGAUGCCAAUCUCAUUACUUUUCUCCUUCAAGAUGAAGUUUCAGGACUUCAAAUCUUCAAAGAUGGUCAAUGGAUUGGCGUUGAGCCUGUUCCGCAUGCUUUCGUGGUCAACGUGGGCUGCCUCCUGCAGGUGAUCAGUAAUGACAGGUUAAAGAGUGUGAAACACAGAGUGGUGACAAAUGCGAGCAGAUUUCGAUCAUCAGCUGCGUUUUUUGUGACGGCUGUGGAGGGAAGUGUGAUAGAACCAGCAAAAGGUGCUAUGGAUCAACUCCAUCCUGCCCGCUACAGACCCUUCACACCUAAGGAUUUCUACAUGAAAUUCUUUGAAAACGAUGCUGACACGGAAGCAACUUUUAAUCAUUUCAGGGCUAGCUUGACACCAUGAGUCAAAUAAAUAAUGACAAUCUAGCAGUUUGUGAAGUUUGUUUACAGCUUUGUUCGCUUGUCUAUGUUCAAAUAACCAGCCACCAGCGUGCGUGGGAGUUUAUUACUGUAUUUUCAUUCCUUUGGUGUAGCUUUAUAAUAAUUAUCUUUUAUUCAAA
Messenger RNA from Prosopis cineraria, 1263 nucleotides. Its product is annotated as hyoscyamine 6-dioxygenase-like. NCBI's taxonomy places the organism in Eukaryota, Viridiplantae, Streptophyta, Magnoliopsida, Fabales, Fabaceae. The transcript has 4 exons. The coding region runs from base 78 to 1106 and encodes 342 amino acids. The record is from RefSeq and is a predicted model, not a curated record.